Candidozyma auris is the source of this 1341-nucleotide messenger RNA. It is a transcript of the gene RPT1, whose product is annotated as proteasome regulatory particle base subunit RPT1. The record is from RefSeq and is a predicted model, not a curated record. Gene Ontology annotation, cellular component: proteasome regulatory particle, base subcomplex. NCBI's taxonomy places the organism in Eukaryota, Fungi, Ascomycota, Pichiomycetes, Serinales, Metschnikowiaceae. The coding region runs from base 1 to 1341 and encodes 446 amino acids. Gene Ontology annotation, biological process: proteasome-mediated ubiquitin-dependent protein catabolic process. The transcript has a single exon. Gene Ontology annotation, molecular function: ATP binding; proteasome-activating activity; ATP hydrolysis activity.
AUGCCACCAAAAGCCGACUGGGACAAGUACGUGCCCAACGAAGAUGAUGAUCAGAAUCAGGAAAACAUAGUACCUCUCUCAGAGGGCGACAUUCAGGUGCUCAAAACGUACGGAGCUGCUCCUUACGCCAGCCAGUUAAAGCAGAUCGAAAAGGACCUCAAGGACAUUGAGGAACGAAUCAAGGAAAAUAUCGGCAUCAAAGAGAGUGACACAGGUCUCAGUGCUCCUCACCUCUGGGACGUGAUGGGUGACAAGCAGAGAAUGUCUCAGGAACAGCCAUUGCAGGUGGCUAGGUGUACAAAAAUUAUAGAGGCCACGAACCCUACGCCGGCAGUCGGGAUGUUGGCCAACGCAGAUAACAAGAGCAAGUAUGUGAUCAACAUCAAGCAGAUUGCCAAGUUUGUCGUUGGUUUGGGCGAAAGAGUGUCUCCUACAGAUAUCGAAGAGGGCAUGAGAGUGGGUGUUGAUAGACAGAAGUACGAGAUCCAGUUGCCCUUGCCGCCACGAAUUGAUCCCUCGGUGACGAUGAUGACGGUGGAAGAGAAGCCGGAUGUCACGUAUGGUGACGUUGGUGGCUGCAAAGAGCAGAUUGAGAAACUUAGAGAGGUGGUGGAGCUCCCGCUUUUAUCACCCGAGAGAUUCGUGAAGUUGGGUAUCGAUCCUCCUAAAGGUAUCCUUUUGUACGGUCCUCCCGGUACAGGCAAGACGCUUUGUGCCAGAGCAGUGGCCAACAGAACCGACGCUACGUUUAUCAGAGUGAUUGGAUCUGAGUUGGUGCAGAAGUACGUUGGUGAAGGUGCACGUAUGGUUAGAGAGCUUUUCGAGAUGGCCAGAACAAAGAAAGCGUGUAUUAUUUUCUUCGAUGAAGUGGAUGCUAUUGGAGGUGCCAGAUUUGACGAUGGUGCUGGCGGUGACAACGAGGUGCAGAGAACCAUGUUGGAGUUGAUCACACAGUUGGACGGUUUUGACCCAAGAGGAAACAUCAAGGUGAUGUUCGCCACCAACAGACCCAACACCUUGGACCCCGCGUUGUUGCGUCCCGGAAGAAUCGACCGUAAAGUGGAGUUCUCCUUGCCUGACUUGGAAGGAAGAGCCAACAUUUUCCGUAUCCACGCCAAGACAAUGAGUUGUGACAAGGACAUCAGAUGGGAGUUGAUCUCGCGGUUAUGCCCCAACGCCACGGGUGCUGAGUUGCGUUCUGUGUGUACGGAAGCGGGUAUGUUUGCUAUCCGUGCCAGAAGGAAAGUGGCCACGGAAAAGGACUUCCUUAAGGCGGUGGACAAGGUGAUCAAGGGAAACCUCAAGUUUUCGUCCACGUCGCAGUACAUGCAAUAUAAUUAA